CACCACGCUAUUUAGCAUACACAAUAUAUCUCGCGAGUCAAGAUGGGCUCGCUAUUUAUUUAAUGUUUGACAAUUUAAUAGGAAAGUAUUUACAUUUCGUUCAACCAUCCAGUAAGAGGAAAGAAGUGUCUCUCCAGUUACAUUUUCUUACAGGCUGCUCGUGCUCAACAACUACCCGGUUCUUGCUGCACGGGGAAUUGGAACCAGUCAGAUCCAAAAUUGAGCCCUGAAGCACGUAACACAACCAGUUACUGGAAAUCCAGACAAAGUCUGUCACGUGGAUGUGACAGCUAAUAAGCAAUCCAAAGUCCAUGUCAUAGCUUUGCGCAAGUCUUCAAGGCAACGUGUUAUUUUUUUUUAAUGUCUUUUAAACAAACUCUUGGACAGGACAGGACUCUUUUUGGACGAGGCCGAAUCAUGCAGAUCAGCGUUUGGAGUAUCCUCAUUGUUUACUCGCUUGCUCUUCUUGGCUAUUACAGCUGUUUCUUCAACAAAUCCCGUCCAAGUAUACCAAAGAUUGCCAAAUACUUUGGCACAAAAGGACGCUAUGAGGAAGUGAACCCCUAUCUUUUGGACGAUAUCCUGGCUGUCAACACAUCCAUCCUGCAGCCUCCCUUUCCAAAAUGCCGUCCCGUUCAUCUGACCGCUAUUAUAAGACACGGCACGAGAAACCCGACAAGCCCGAUCUUCAAGGAAAUGCAAAAGCUUUACAAGGCGGUCAAAAGUGCCACGCCCGACAAAGAGAGCUGGGUGUGUGAUAUCCAGACUCGAUGGAAGAUGUGGUAUCCCGAGGACACGGACGGUCGGUUGACCCAGAAAGGCGUGGAUGAUCACAAACAUCUGGCAGUCAGGCUGUCCAAGCUGUUCCCCACAGUGCUCUCGGAGGAGAACCUUCGCGGGGGAUUUGUGAAGUUUAUAAGCAGUUCUAAGCACAGGUGCAUCAACAGCACUUUGGCCUUCAUGGCCGGACUGACAGAGCUGUGGGAUAUUCCAGAUCAGACGUUUGACUACGAGGUGAACGACGCACUCAUGAAGUACUUCAAUCUCUGCCCCAAGUUUCUGAAGGAGGUUGUCAACAACCCUUUAGCCCUAUCGGAGGUGGACGAGUUCAAAAAGGGGCCGGAGAUGAGGAGGGUCCGGGAGAAGAUAGCGAACCAACUCAGAGUCCCCGCCAAGAACAUCACAGCCGACAUGGCCGACGCCGCAAUGAACCUUUGUGCUUAUGAGUUGGCCAUCAAGAGCAUCAACUCUCCCUGGUGUCAGAGCUUGGAUGAGGAUGACGCAAUGAUUGUGGAGUAUGCGAAUGACUUGAGGCAAUUCUGGAAGAGAGGCUACGGUCAUGAAAUUAACAGAAAGUCCAGCUGUAUUCUUUUCCAUGAUGUCGUCAGUCGCCUGGACAAAGCAGUCAGCGAAAUGAAGUCCGGCCAGCAGGUGACCGAAGUCGUGACCAUCCAAAUAGGCCACGGGGAGACACUUCUUCCACUGUACACCCUCCUGGGCUUUUUCAAGAACGACGAACCCCUGCUGGCGUCAAACUACGACUCACAGCGCCAACGCUCUUUCCGGACUAGCCUCGUGCUACCGUACGCGGCUAACCUGGUGCUAGCGCUGUACGACUGCGGAGGAGGAGACUUUAGAUUGCAGCCGCUAAUCAAUGAGCAACCGGCGAGGUUCCCUGGUUUGACUGAGAAUCAGCAGGCGUCCAUGCCGCUCUAUAAAGACGUCAAAGAACACUACAAGGAACUGAUCCAAGGCUGCGACUUUGAGACGGAGUGUGAACUUUUUGGUAGACCUAAUCGAUAUUUAAUUAAGGAGGGCUUGUAGUUGCUACAAACGCCUAAAAAAUACAAGCUUGCAACACGUGUAAAAUAAAUCAAUAUAUAGACCAAAAAUGUUCAAUUUUAAUGUAUAAAGUGUCAACUUUUUUUUUUACUUAGUGUAGUUACAAAAGGAUCAAAUAAACGAAUAGGGAUGAACGGUAAUAAGAAUCACAUACGUCAACCAAUACAACUGUGCCUUGAGAUUAAUUUAAUUUGUUACAUAAAAAAUAUUCUG
Messenger RNA from Syngnathus acus (greater pipefish), 2055 nucleotides. Its product is annotated as multiple inositol polyphosphate phosphatase 1-like. The transcript has 6 exons. Gene Ontology annotation, molecular function: acid phosphatase activity; inositol phosphate phosphatase activity. Bases 361 to 1824 code for a protein of 487 amino acids. Lineage: Eukaryota; Metazoa; Chordata; Actinopteri; Syngnathiformes; Syngnathidae. The record is from RefSeq and is a predicted model, not a curated record.